CAUGUCAGGAAAAGAAAGCAACAGCGGCAUUUCUAGAUCUGAGCUAAGUUUGUCUACAUAAAAGCAGAAGAUUUUUUCGGAUAGUACGCGUAUAUAGAACAAUUUUUAAUUAAAAGUUUGUAUUUUCGAGAUCGAAAAUGGUUAAAGAGAAGAAGCAAUUCAAGAUUGGCGAUUUAGUGUUCGCCAAAGUUAAAGGAUACCCAGCAUGGCCAGCAAAAAUCACGAAAUACAACAAUAAGAAGUAUAACGUAUACUUCUACGGCACAGGAGAAACUGCGAACAUAAAAAUAGAAGAUCUAUUUAAAUAUGAAGAAAAUAAAGAGAAAUUUUCCACUGAGAAAAAUUUAAAGCGUUCCAAUUUCCGCGAAGCGAUUGAACAAAUCGAAGCCGCAUUAAAGGGGGAAGACUCUGCCCCAAUUGAUUUGCCCAGUGUUGCUCUAACGGACACAUCAGUAGGUGAUUAUACUGGUGAUGAUACGUUAGCGAGUAUAAAUAAUAGCAUCACUGUUCAUGACACACAGGAAGUGAAUGAAAUUAUUAAUACGCCUGAGGUGUUAGAAGACGUUUCUGAAGAAAAAGAAAUUGACGAAGUGGUUACUGAAAUCAAAGAUAAGACUCAGUUGAAAGAUUCCAAAAACGUUAGCCGCAGUGGUAGAAAAACUAAACCUAAGCGAUAUUCUGAGGAUGACAAUGUUACAGCACAUCAAGCUAAACGCAAAGUUCCAAAGGAAGGUAUUGGUGCAGCUGAUGCCAAAGUAAAAUCAUCCAAGAAGGUUAAUGCUAGUAAGCCAACGGCAACAAUCGCGCCAAAUGUAAAGUCACAAAACUACGAUAAUGUUCUAUUGGCUCUCAUUCUACCCACAAAAUGCAUUGGGAUUAAACUUGAUUAUAAUAAGCCCGAAUCUUUUCCAUCUGUAAGCGAUCGUCUCGAAUGGGAAGCCGAAGCCCUCAAGGAAGCAAAAGAAUUAAAAGAGAAACUGGAGAUCGGAGAAAUCAAACUAGAAUCAGUAAAAGAUAAAGUUAUCUUAGAUGUCCCAAUUGGAAAACUCAAUGCUGAAAUUUCUGCAGAUUUUACUUCACAAAUGGUAGAACGAGAAAGUGCACUUUUUGCUGAACGCGAUUUUCUUACCCAAUGUCAGAAAUUACGUGAAUGCUUGGGGUUGAAACGUGCAUACGUUGAUAAGUGUCUGGAGUUAUUGGACAAUUUUAAGAAGUUUCAAUUAAACCAAUUGAUGUUAUUGCGUAAUCCGGACUGUGUGGAUAUUAUACGCCGCUUGCGUCGCUAUGUAGGAAAUUUGAAGCAGUGGAAUUUAAGUAGCGACGAGGAGGCACGAUUUAAGACAAACGCUGAAAUAAUACGUCAGGAUGCCAUAACUAUAUACAAUAAUUUUAAGAGAUUAUUUAAUUACAAUGGCGAAAAACAGUUUUGGGACGAAUUUACUGAGCAUGCAAAAGAAUUUAAAGAGGUAACACGGAACUUAGGUGAACAGCAUCGUGUAUUUUUGACGGAAAAUGUUUAUCAAAAAUUAUUAGCUAAGCGAGAAAACGUAACUCGUGAAGAACACGAAUCAAACUCACAAAAUUCGUUGCAAAACGAGGAAGAAAUUGAUCAGCUAGAAGAAGCAGUUAAUGAUGACACCCAUGAUGAUAUACCCAUUGAUGCUUAGAAUUUAAUUAAACAGUUAAACACAUACCAUUGAAGGGACGAAUGCAAAUAUUACUUGCAAAUGUUGCAUUACCUUACAUUUUCUAUUUACAUUAGUAUGAAUUAAAAUAAGGAAAUUGUAAAUCUUUUAUAGGUUUAAUAUAGUAACUUCAAUUAAUUUCUCUGAAAACAAAAUUUUCUAUUGAAAUUUUUAAUUUUAGCUUUAAAAUUUUAGCUUGCAAGUUGCUUUCAACAAAACUUUAAUUGUCAUGUUAUGAAUAGUCCAUAAUGUUAAAAUAAAGUCUCAUGAAUAAAGUAAAUA
This is a messenger RNA of Teleopsis dalmanni, 1967 nucleotides long. RefSeq names its product PC4 and SFRS1-interacting protein-like. Lineage: Eukaryota; Metazoa; Arthropoda; Insecta; Diptera; Diopsidae. Bases 138 to 1667 code for a protein of 509 amino acids. Gene Ontology annotation, biological process: regulation of transcription by RNA polymerase II. The record is from RefSeq and is a predicted model, not a curated record. Gene Ontology annotation, cellular component: nucleus. The transcript has 2 exons. Gene Ontology annotation, molecular function: transcription coregulator activity; double-stranded DNA binding.